AGUGCUCAGUCAGUCAGUUUUCCAGCUCCACAGGGUGCAAUGUCUGUGAGAAACAGCUGUUUCCGUCGACAAGGAUUCUAACUUAUUAGCUAUGGAGUUUGAAACUAAAAUUUACCCUCAAGUUGGUGGAUAUGGGCGAUACAACAGGAUCAUCACGCUUUUCAGCUGGUUUCCAAACUUUGCGGUAUCGUUGAAUCUUUUCACGGAUGUUUUCUUUACUCUCGUUCCCGAGUCUUACCACUGCAAGCCUGACCAGGCGUUACUACCGCCGUCUGCCCGGCUCUCAAACCUUUCCAGGCAGGCGUAUCUCAACCUCACCGUGCCCUGGCUCAAGGGCUCCGGAUUCAGCCACUGCGAGCUCUACAAGUACCCAGUGAAUGUAAGUAACUACACAGACGAUGUGGAGCGGGACGUGGUGUCGUGCACUGGAGGAUGGGAGUUUUCCAAACCAGCGGGGCUCCAGAACAACUUGGUGACCGAGUGGAACUUGGUGUGUGACGACUACUGGAAGAUUCCUCUCCAGCACAUUUGUUUCAUGACCGGCUGGACCUUGGGUUAUAUACUCCUCGGCACGCUUUGUGACUGGUUGGGUCGUCGGCGUGCUCUUCUGCUGUCAGUGGUUCUCUCUGGGCUUCUGGGAGUCAUGGCUUGUAUUUCUAACAGUCCUUCCGCCUUCCCGUUUCUCCGCCUCUGUCAAGGCUCAACAUUAGCCGGAGUGUUUUUGUCAUCUUACAUUGCACGGCUGGAAUGGUGUGACCCAUCUCACAGGCUGAUGGUGUCCAUGGUCAGUGGCUUCUUUGCAGUGUUUGCAGAGCUUCUAUUGCCAGGGCUUGCUGUGCUAUGCCGUGACUGGCCAGUUCUUCAGGCUGUGGCCACGCUGCCUCUACUGCUGCUUCUCUCCUAUUGGUGCUGUGCUUCAGUGUUUCCAGAAUCUCCUCGUUGGCUCCUGGCCACAUCUCAGAUUCCUCAAGCAAAGGAGUGUCUCCAAUCUUUCUCUGCACGGAAUGGCAUGUGUGUUAGUGAUGAGCUCUACCCUGCUGAAACACUGCUGUCAGAAAUCGAUGAGGUGUUCCCUGAAGAUGUCCAGCCAGAGUAUCAUCAUGUUUUCGAGUUGCGUCACACCAGAGUGAUCUGGAAGAACUGCCUCAUCCUGGGCUUCACUCUCUUCAUAGGCACAGGAAUCCAAUACUGCUUCACGCGUAACCUGCACAUCUACUCCCCGCACUUCUACUUCAGCUAUUUUCUGCGUGUGUUGACUGGAGCUCUGGCGUGUAUUUUCCUCUGUGUAACGGUGGACCGCUUCGGCCGCAGAGGGAUGUUACUGCUGGCCGCCAUCAUCACAGGCCUGUCCUCACUGCUGCUGCUGGCCCUCACACAGUAUCUGCAUGGAGGGCUGGUUCUAGUUCUGUCUGUUGUGGGUCUCCUCUCCUCUCAGGCUUUGGCUAUGCUCAGCAUGUUCUUCGGCAGUGAAGUCAUGCCCACCGUUGUCCGUGGUGGUACACUGGGUCUGAUCAUGUCCGCAGGCUGUGUAGGAAUGGCUGCGUCCUCCCUAAUGGAGCUGCAGAAUAACGGUGGAUAUUUCCUGCAUCAUGUCAUCUUCGCGUCCUUCGCUGUCCUGUCCGUCCUGUGCAUCAUGCUGCUACCCGAGAGCAAACACAAACAUCUGCCUGACUCUCUGAAAGACGGAGAGCGGCAGCGCCGUCCGCCUCUGUUCCUGUCCCGCAUCAGCCGAGACAAUCCUCCAUUACUCCGCACGGAGCCCAACGGUCCUGAGUACAACCGUGAUAACUACUCACGCCUCGUCUCCGCCACCAAGAAGAUGCUCAGUAAAGACACACUCCCAUACAAGAUCUCCAGCUCAACACAAGCUCCUCUACUCUCCAGCAAUGGUGCUGCUCCAGACACACAAGAGGACUCGUCAUAGCAUUUUUUUUUUUGGAUAUGAUCAUCUCACUACAUGGCCAAUUUGGUCACUCCAUCUUUUCCCAGGGAAUAUGUGGUAUUGAUGCUUUAAAACUGGUAGUGACGUGUAUCCUGUAGUCAACGGGAAGCAAAGAUGUUGCUGGGAGACUAUGCUCAGUCUCUAUCUGAUUGCUGAAUGCUUUAGCGUUGUAGCCGCUGACAGUCACCUGAGAGCCAUCGCCUGUCCACUUAGCGGCUGCAUCUCAUGCAACUCAUUAGCCAAGUCUUGUGACCAAAGCAGAAGCAGCAGUUUUUCCCACAUGAAGACUUGAUUUAAGGAACACUCCACUUUUAUUUUUGGAAACUGGCUCAUUUUAUAAGUAUAUUUGAGUUCCAGGUCUGGCGGGAGCACUUUUAGCUUAGCUUAGCAUAAAUAUUUGAAACGGAUUAGCAUCUUGCUCAAGGGUUUUGAUAAUUUAACUAUUUUAAAGCUUGACUAUUCUGUAGUUACAUUGUGUACUAAAACUGAGAGAAAAUGAGCUGAUUGGCUUAUAUGGCUAGGAACUAUACUCUCUUAUUCUUGUGUAAUAAUCAAGGAACCAUACUGAUGCACCGUGGCUGCAGCAGACGCAUUGAUAUUAGUGUCUGAAAGUACUCCUCUACUUGGUAACAGUGCUGUGUAAUAUUAAUACGCCCGCUGCAGCCAUGGUACAGCAGAAAAGUUCCUUGAUUAUUGCGCCAGAGUAUAGUUCUUAGUCAUAUUGACCUAGAAAAUUGCAACUUUUUAUUUUCUGUCAGUCUUAGUACAUGAUGUAACUACAGAAUAGUCAAACUUUAAAUAAGAAAAUCAUCAAA
This is a messenger RNA of Danio aesculapii, 2757 nucleotides long. RefSeq names its product solute carrier family 22 member 31 (gene slc22a31). The coding region runs from base 92 to 1924 and encodes 610 amino acids. Gene Ontology annotation, molecular function: transmembrane transporter activity. Gene Ontology annotation, biological process: transmembrane transport. The record is from RefSeq and is a predicted model, not a curated record. The transcript is spliced from 9 exons. NCBI's taxonomy places the organism in Eukaryota, Metazoa, Chordata, Actinopteri, Cypriniformes, Danionidae.